Syngnathus acus (greater pipefish) is the source of this 1935-nucleotide messenger RNA. RefSeq names its product dihydrolipoamide S-succinyltransferase (gene dlst). NCBI's taxonomy places the organism in Eukaryota, Metazoa, Chordata, Actinopteri, Syngnathiformes, Syngnathidae. Gene Ontology annotation, biological process: tricarboxylic acid cycle. Bases 72 to 1460 code for a protein of 462 amino acids. Gene Ontology annotation, molecular function: dihydrolipoyllysine-residue succinyltransferase activity. Gene Ontology annotation, cellular component: oxoglutarate dehydrogenase complex. The record is from RefSeq and is a predicted model, not a curated record. The transcript is spliced from 15 exons.
CAUUUCCUCCAUUCCGGUCUGACUCUUUGACCCGCUCCCCUCCGCUGACAGGCAGCUGUCACACGGCCAAAAUGUUGUCCCGUUCCCGGUGUCUCUCCAGGAAUUUUGGUCGCUCCCUUUCUGCGAUCCGCCAGGGAAAUAAUGUGUUGACUCGCAGAGGCGCAGCAGCUAUCACAACUAGCUACCCUUUCACUGCCAAGAACACUGUAAAAUCGGAUCCACGCUCCAGUGUCUUCCAAAUCCAAUACUUCAGGACCUCUCUUGCUUACAGAGAUGAAGUCCUCACCGUAAAGACCCCUGCCUUUGCGGAGUCUGUUACAGAGGGGGACGUGAGGUGGGAAAAAGCUGUGGGGGACACUGUUUCUGAGGAUGAAGUGGUGUGUGAAAUUGAAACUGAUAAGACAUCCGUCCAGGUUCCUUCACCCUCUUCCGGGGUGAUUGUGGAGCUUUUGGUUCCUGAUGGAGGCAAAGUCGAGGGAGGAACGCCCCUCUUCAAGCUUCGAAAAGGCCCUGGAGCUCCUCAAGCUGCAGAAACCCCAAAAGCGGAGGCCCCGGCAGCAGCUGCCCCUUCACCACCACCACCACCACCUGCUGCUGCACCUCCCCCUCCUACCCCCUCAGCUGCUGGCCCCAUUCCCACCACCAUGCCCCCUGUGCCGCCUGUGCCAGAACACCCUAUGGACGCCAUACCAGUGUCAGCCAUCAAGCCCACCACCACACCGGCAGCUCCUGUGGAUGGAGGGGCCAAAGCAGCCCGCACGGAGAGCAGGGUUAAGAUGAAUCGCAUGAGACUGAGAAUUGCCCAAAGGCUGAAGGAAGCCCAAAACACCUGCGCAAUGUUGACAACCUUUAAUGAGAUUGACAUGAGCAACAUCUCUGAAAUGAGAAAGGCCUACAAGGACGGCUUCCUGAAGAAGCACGACGUCAAGUUAGGCUUCAUGUCCGCGUUCGUGAAGGCAGCCGCCUACGCGCUCACUGACCAACCAGUUGUCAAUGCUGUUAUUGAUGACACAACCAAAGAGAUUGUGUACAGGGACUAUGUCGACAUUAGCGUGGCUGUGGCCACGCCAAAGGGCCUGGUUGUUCCUGUCAUCAGGAAUGUCGAAGGAAUGGAUUUUGCCGACAUUGAGAAGACCAUCAAUAUGUUGGGCGAAAAGGCCCGCAAGAACGAGCUGGCCGUUGAAGACAUGGACGGAGGGACCUUCACCAUCAGCAACGGCGGCGUGUUCGGCUCCAUGUUUGGGACACCCAUCAUCAACCCUCCUCAGUCUGCUAUCUUGGGCAUGCAUGGAAUAUUUGACAGGCCUGUGGCAGUGGCUGGCAAGGUGGAGAUCCGUCCCAUGAUGUACGUGGCCCUGACGUACGACCAUCGCCUUGUGGACGGAAGAGAGGCCGUCACCUUCCUGCGCAAGAUCAAGUCAGUGGUGGAGGACCCCAGGGUGCUGCUCCUCGACAUGUGAGCGCCCCCAGUCAGUUCCAAGCCCGACCGCCCCAAGCGACCAGUGGCAACACCCACCCUAUGAACAUCACUCAAAGGUUUUUUUUUUCUUUUUUUUUUUUUCUUUUUUUUUUGGGGAGGGGGGGUUGACAGUUGGUUUGUGCAAUAUAAGGCUGGCAGCGAUAGAUGGGUUUGGUACUAUCUGAGAAUUCCCCGGGUUCUGGUCUUUAGAUCAAAUAGUAUAUUCAAUCUUGUAUGUUCGACAUAUGUAAUUUUCUACAUACAAACAUGGUCAAGUUAUUAUGGAAUGACAAAUCGAGGUGAAACAUGCGUGGUGAGAGAACAUGAAUUCAUUCAAACAAAGGAACACAAUAUUAUGUCCAAAGUUAACUCUAAUUGGAGAAUUGAUGAUAUUUCACAGUAAUGUGGAACAUUCUCCUUAUGCUCUGCUAGAUAUUUAAGAAAAAAAUGUUUUAAUAAAAAUAUACACGACUGGA